Molecule: messenger RNA, 642 nt
Organism: Phragmites australis (common reed)
Lineage: Eukaryota; Viridiplantae; Streptophyta; Magnoliopsida; Poales; Poaceae
Product: calcium-dependent protein kinase 10-like
Exons: 6
Coding region: 1-642 (213 amino acids)
Biological process (GO): peptidyl-serine phosphorylation; protein autophosphorylation; intracellular signal transduction
Cellular component (GO): cytoplasm; nucleus
Molecular function (GO): calmodulin binding; calcium-dependent protein serine/threonine kinase activity; ATP binding
Source: RefSeq, a predicted model, not a curated record
AUGGUUCCUCAUCCGUUCGUCGAUCCUCCUGCUCCGCUGCAACAAUCACCACCUUGCCCUCCUCAUGGCGUCCAUGGCCUCCAUGCUAGACGUCGUGACCACUCCAUGGGCGUCAUCGGCGUUGUCCAGGUGUGCCACUCCAUGGGCGUCAUGCAUUUGGAUUUCAAGCCGGAGAACUUCCUCUUCAUUGACCUGAAUGAAGAGGCCGCUCUCAGGACCAUAGACUUUGGUCUCUCCAUUUUCUUUUGGCCUGUUACAUUAUAUGCUUUCAUUUAUGUCACCAACAUGCUCCUGAGGAGAACGCAUUAUGAUAAGCCCUUCAACGUCGCACCAGAGUUCCUGAAGAAGAAAUAUGGUCCCGAGACAGAUGUCUGGAAUGCUGCUGUGAAUGAGCAGGGUAUUUUUGAAGACAUUUUGCAUGGGAAACUUGACUUCCAGUCAGAGCUGUGGCAUAGCAUCUCUGAAAGCGCCAAAGAUCUUGUGACGAGAAUGCUUGUUAGGAAGCCAAAAAGGAGAUUGACCGCCCAUGAAAUUCUACCUGUAUUACUGAAGAUAACAUACAUUUGGGAACUUAUUCAUGGAAUGAUGGAAGGUUCAUCUGAACCUCAUUCACGGAAGGUUAGUUUUGUUCGUAAUGGAUAA